This is a messenger RNA of Sorex araneus (European shrew), 1354 nucleotides long. It is a transcript of the gene SPACA4, whose product is annotated as sperm acrosome associated 4. The record is from RefSeq and is a predicted model, not a curated record. The coding region runs from base 368 to 1102 and encodes 244 amino acids. Lineage: Eukaryota; Metazoa; Chordata; Mammalia; Eulipotyphla; Soricidae. The transcript is spliced from 3 exons.
GGGUGGCCCGCGCCGGGGGCCCAGGAGAGCGCGAUGCUCCGCCCCGAGGGAUCCCAGGACGCGCGUGACUCAGAACCCCGCCCGAGGCACAGGAAUCACCCCUGCUCAGGGGACCACCCGGGAUGCUGAGAAUCGAACCCAGGUCAGCCCCAUGCAAGCUCUCAUUCCCUCUCUCUGACCGAAGUUCAAGUUGGCUGCGCGGGACGCAGCACCGCCAGAAGUGCUACCUGAGCAUCACCAGGUGUGCCUCCCCCACCAAAACAAAAAUAAAAUAAAAGACCUUUGGAUUACAGCCUGGAGCUGUGGCCCAGCAGGAAGGGCUCUUGCCUCGCAGGUGGCCGACCUGCAUGUGACCAACAGCAUCCACAUGUCUCCCCACCAGUCCUGUCCCUCUGAUUGUGAAGCCCCACCCCCACCUGUGACCUCACCCCCGGGGUGGCCAGUGGGAAGCCCUGAGGGGUCUGUGAGGUCACCCCAUUCUACAUCACAGACACCCUGGUUGGGCGGCGGCCUGGGCUGCUUCCUGUCCACAGGGAAUUUGGACACCCUUGAGCUGGACUUAGGACAACUGCGAGAAGGACGUGUGCUGGAUCGGGGCGGGGGGGGGGACCCCCCAGAACACGUGAGCACUGGCCCUGCUGGACACCUCCUGCCGCUGAGCCCGGAGGCCCGGGGAAGCCCGAGGUCUGGCUGGGCACCUGUCACUGCCUGUCACCGCCACCAGGCCACGAUGGUCCCCGGCUGGUUACUGCUACUCAUAGCCAUGUGCCCGGGCGCCCGGGCCUCCAAGGAAUGCGUGUACUGUGAGCUGACUGACUCGACUGUCUGUCCGGGCGUCCACUUGCACUGUGGCGACGACGAGGACUGUUUCACGGGCACCGGGGUGGCCCCGGGCAUGGGCCCCAUCAUCAACAAAGGCUGCAUGCUGUCCACCAAGUGCGGCCACGUGGAACCCGUCAGCUACAUGGGCGUCACCUACAGCCUCACCAGCAGCUGCUGCUAUGGCUAUCUUUGUAACCGGGCCCCCCACCCCCCUCGCGGCCCCCUCGACUGGCCACCGUGGCUGGACUUGGUGCUACUCUCACUGCUUUUUUGGUUCUAAGCACAGGAAGGCCGGGCCCGGGACGGGUCUCCCGGCUGCACACGGCCCCCGCCGUGCCCCCCUGCCUCCACCCCUUUCCCUCAUUAAAUGGCCAGAGGCCCUGGACAACCUUGUGUGGCCCCGGCCUCAUCGAUCGAGGGGCGGCCGGCCCACCCGGAACCAGGCCCGCGCUGGCCAUGGUUUGGCUGCGCGUUUCUCUCUCAUUGGUCGCUAAGAUGCUGGUGGCUGCUGCCAGCCACUGGUGGUCCCUUA